UCCAACCAGUGUCUCCUACCCCCACCCUCAACCAUCUCCUCCCUUUCUCCCCCCACCUCCCCGGUCGCAAAGGGACUUGGAGUUGGCGGGAGCCUAUAAAAGCCCAUCAUAGAAAGAGCCGGGGACAGACUUGCAGUAACCAGUGCAGAGGUGCAAUCCAAGGGCUAAUUACUAAACCCUGAACAGCUUGCAAGACCAUGUCCCAACACCAUUGGGGAUAUGAGCCAGGCGUGAACGGACCAGAAAAAUGGCAUGAGGCUUUUCCUAUUGCCCGUGGAAAACGACAGUCUCCUGUGGAAAUUGAGCUCUCCAAAACACUGUAUGACAGUUCUCUGAAACCUCUGCACAUCACCUAUGACCCCUGUGACGCUAAGAGGAUCAUCAACAAUGGUCAUUCCUUCAACGUCGAGUUUGAUGAUUCCACUGAUACAUCAGUACUAUGUGGAGGACCUCUGAUUGGAAAGUACAGAUUGAUCCAAUUUCAUUUUCACUGGGGCAGCAGUACUAAUGUUGAGGGCUCUGAGCAUAUUUUGGAUGGAAAGCAAUAUGCAGCUGAGCUUCACUUGGUUCAUUGGAAUACAAAAUACGAAAGUUUCAAGGUUGCUGUGACUAAGGAUGAUGGACUGGCUGUUAUUGGGGUCUUUUUACAGGUGGGACAUGACAAACCAGAACUUCAGAAAAUCAUUAAUGCUAUGAGUAAUAUUCGAACAAAGGGUGAAAAUAUAGCUUUCACUAACUUUAACCCAGCUUGUCUUCUUCCUGAGUGUUUGGAUUAUUAUACUUAUCCUGGCUCAUUGACCACUCCUCCUCUCUUGGAAUGUGUGACCUGGAUUGUUUUAAAAGAGCCUAUCUGUCUGAGCCAUGCACAGAUGAAAGAAUUUUACUGCCUUUACUUCACUGGUGUUGGAGAAAAACCUGAAAAACACAUGAUGUGCAAUUGGCGCCCUGUUCAGCCCCUCUAUGACAGGACAAUUAAAAGAUCUUUCAAAAGUUGAUUUCUGUAGAAAAUGACCCUAACUAAGCACAAAUGUGUCUGUACACUGGUAGCAUCUAUUCUAGUCUCAAUCCUUUUGUAUGUGUACUGGAAUUUCUAUCUCAUAAAAUAUAAAAAGGUUGUAGACCAAGUUAAGAUGUUCUUAAUGUGUGAACCCCAGUAACCUACAAGUGCAGAUCCAUGUGCAAUGCUUGGCAAGGUGAUAUUGACCUGGUGCUUAGUGAUAGCUAUGCUUUUUUUCUCAAGAACCCAUAAAAUUGUUGCUUCCUCCCCUAUGAUAGAGCGUAUGAGUGCCUAGAGCUGUAAAUCCUUAAGGUGUUUUAAAAUAUAGCAAAGCAGAAAAAUUGAAGACAAAUCUCCAAUAAGUGAUUAAAUUGAAUCAAUAUAAAGUGUGAGAAGGCAGAAUUAAUAAUAAUGAUUCCAAGAGAUUACAUUUAAGAUGUUGAAAUAUAGUUUUUACAAAUUCUUAUAUGUUUGUAGGAAUGAUGUUUUUGUGAAUUUUGAAUUAAGUAUUAUCUAGAAAAAGAUUUUAAUUAUAGUUAUUUAAAAUACAGAUUAUAUUUCCAUUCAGAUGAUAUAUACCAUAAUUUAAAGAAAAAUUCAUAUUGUAUUUUAGAUAUAUGUUGGCUAAUAAAAUAAAUAAUUAU
This is a messenger RNA of Sarcophilus harrisii (Tasmanian devil), 1641 nucleotides long. RefSeq names its product carbonic anhydrase 2. Bases 198 to 995 code for a protein of 265 amino acids. The transcript is spliced from 7 exons. Lineage: Eukaryota; Metazoa; Chordata; Mammalia; Dasyuromorphia; Dasyuridae. The record is from RefSeq and is a predicted model, not a curated record. Gene Ontology annotation, molecular function: carbonate dehydratase activity; zinc ion binding. Gene Ontology annotation, cellular component: cytoplasm.